GAGCAGCCGGGACGCCAAGCCUGGGCGCGUCCUGCCCUGCCGCGGGCCGGCCGGUGCGGGGGGACGAGCCUCGCGGUGGGUCUCGCCCGCCCCGCGCCCUCCGGGACGCCCGGCACGCCGCAGGCGCCACAAGCGUCCCCGCUCGGUCCAAGGAACAAGGAGCUCCGACCUCACUUUGCCGCGGGAACGCGAGCCGCGAGCCGCGAGGCGCACCCCGGCCGGCGGCAGGAGUGCUGGGCCGCCCCCCGCUGCCCGGCCCGGGCUCCCGCUCUCAGAGCAGUGUCCCCGCACCGCGCCUCCGUGCGGGCCCCUUCCCUCCGCCCGUGCUGUGAGCCCCCGGGGCACCAGCGAGCUGAUCCCGCGAGCCUCGGCUUCCAUCCGGGGGGAGCAGACGCCCGCCCCGGAGCGGCGGCGGGGACCGGGCGGGGACCGGGCGGGGACCGCCUGCGGGAGUGGAGGCGGGGCGCGCGGUCCUCCCUACAGCUCGGCUGCGGCCGCCGCCAGGGGGCGCUGCUCCGCCGCGGACGCCGCCAGGAUGGGCGUGGCCUCCGGACCCCGGCCGGCGGGGCGGGGCGCGCGUGCGCACUGCGCCUCCGCCCCGCAGGGGCUGCUGGGCCGAGCGACGCGAGCGUGCGGCGAGCGGGACCCGGAGCGGCCGCGGCACCGGCACCGGCACCGGCGGCGGCGGCGGCGGCCCGGAAGAUGUGGCGGCCGUCACAGCUCUGCCGCUUCCACUCUGCCCUGCUGCAGAGCAGCCGGGACCCCUGGCUGGCCCCUGCUGCCCUUUCCAGGAGAAACCUCCGGGUCCUGCCUGCAAGGUGGUCCCGCAGGCCCCAGCCCCUGUGGAGGAAGGUGCUCUCCGCCACGGUGCUGGGGGCCCCCCUGCUCCUCGGGGCCCGCUACGUCACAGCAGAGCCUCAGGAGAGGAGACGGGUGCGGCUCGCCGCGGACGGCGUAGGGCGCUUCGGCAGGUCUCUGAGGAUAGGCCUGCAGAUCUCCCUGGACUACUGGUGGUGCACGAACGUCGUCCUGCGAGGCGUGGAAGAGAACAGCCCGGGGUACUUGGACGUGAUGUCUGCGUGUCACCAGCGGGCAGCUGACGCCCUGGUGGCCGGGGCCAUCAGCAACGGGGGCCUCUAUGUGAAGCUGGGCCAGGGGCUGUGCUCCUUCAACCACCUGCUGCCCCCGGAGUACGUCAGGACUCUGCGUGUGCUGGAGGACCGGGCCCUCACGCGUGGCUUCCAGGAGGUGGACGAGCUAUUCCUCGAGGACUUCCAGGCCCUGCCCCACAAGCUCUUCCGGGAGUUCGACUACCAGCCCAUCGCCGCCGCGAGCCUGGCCCAGGUGCACCGAGCCAGGCUGCACGACGGCACGGAGGUGGCCGUGAAGGUGCAGUACAUCGACCUGCGGGACCGUUUCGAGGGGGACGUGCGCACGCUGGAGCUGCUGCUCCGGCUCAUCGAGCUCAUGCAUCCCAGCUUCGGCUUCGGCUGGGUCCUCCAGGACCUGAAGGGCACCCUGGCCCAGGAGCUGGACUUCGAGAACGAGGGCCGGAACGCCGAGCGCUGUGCACGGGAGCUGCGGCAUUUCCGCUACGUCGUGGUCCCCCGUGUGCACUGGGACUUGUGCAGCAAGCGCGUGCUGACGGCCGACUUCUGUGACGGCUGCAAGGUCAACGACGCAGACGCCAUCGAAGGCUUGGGGCUGGCGGCAAAGGACAUCGCAGAGAAGCUCAUCCAGGCUUUCGCGGAGCAGAUAUUUUACACCGGCUUCAUCCACGCGGACCCCCACCCAGGAAACGUUCUGGUGCGGAAAGGCCCCGACGGGAAGGCGCAGCUGGUGCUGCUGGACCACGGGCUCUACCAGUUUCUGGACGAGAAGGACCGGGCGGCCCUGUGCCAGCUGUGGCGGGCCAUCAUUCUCCGGGACGACGUGGCCAUGAAGGCACACGCAGAGGCCCUCGGGGUGCGAGACUACCUCCUCUUCUCCGAGGUGCUCAUGCAGCGGCCUGUGCGCCUGGGCCAGCUGUGGGGCUCGCACCUGCUGAGCCGCGAGGAGGCGGCCUACAUGCAGGCCAUGGCGCAGGAGCGCUUCGAGGCCAUCAUGGGCGUGCUCAAGGCCCUGCCGCGGCCCAUGCUGCUCGUGCUGCGCAACGUCAACACCGUGCGCGCCAUCAACACCGCCCUGGGCACCCCCGUCGACCGCUACUUCCUCAUGGCCAAGAGCGCGGUCAGGGGCUGGAGCCGCCUGGCAGGUGCGGCAUACCAGAGCGUCUACGGAGCCAGUGUCCUGCGCCACAUCAAGGUCAUCUGGGAGAUGUUCAAGUUUGAAGUGGCCCUAAGGCUAGAGACCUUGUCCAUGCGGCUGACCGCCCUCCUCCUUCGGCUCUUGGUCCAGCUGGGCCUCCUGCCUGAGACGCAGGGGCUCUCCCAGUACUUGGAGACCUAGGCAGUCCCGGGGCCCAGAGGCCCUCAGGGCUGGUCCAGCAUCGGGCGCCACAGACUGAGACCUGGGGCACUGGAGACGCUGUACCCUAGGAGCCAGCCCCGCCAGGAGACCCAACAAUGACCACAAGCUCUACUCAAACCAAA
Messenger RNA from Mustela erminea (ermine), 2591 nucleotides. It is a transcript of the gene ADCK5, whose product is annotated as aarF domain containing kinase 5. Bases 703 to 2448 code for a protein of 581 amino acids. The transcript is spliced from 15 exons. NCBI's taxonomy places the organism in Eukaryota, Metazoa, Chordata, Mammalia, Carnivora, Mustelidae. The record is from RefSeq and is a predicted model, not a curated record.